UGGUUUGGAGAAACAGGAGAUAAAUUUGACUCUGCUGCAUUUAAAAGGUUUUCUAAGACUUUAAUGUAAUCUAGUGACACUGAUGUGUUAACGGGAAACUGAGACGAUGUGUGUGAGCUCCUCCUCCUUCCUGACUCUGACGCCACUUUUCCCUCUGCUUCGUCUGCAGGUCAACUUCGUGGUGUGCCAGCUCUGCGCUCUGAUCUCAGCCUUCUGGUUUCGUCUCUUCCUCCAUCCCAGUAAAACCAGUCCUUUCAUUAGACAUGUGGUGGCGACUGUGCUGGGGCUCUACUUCGCCCUGUUCUGCUUCGGCUGGUAUGCGCUUCACUUCCUGCUUCAGAGUGGACUCACCUACGGCAUCAUGAUCCUGACCGGAGUCGAGCACAUGCACAAGUAUUGCCUUGUGGUGGCUCUCAGCUACCUGAGUCUGUGCCAGAUCACUCGAGUCUACGUCUUUGACUACGGCAUGUACUCUGCUGACUUCACAGGUCCCAUGAUGGUCAUAACUCAGAAGAUCACAAGCCUGGCCUUUGAGAUCCAUGAUGGAAUGGCUCGGAAGGAAGAACAUCUGACCGCAGGACAGAAGAUUUUAGCCAUAAGGCGAAUGCCGAGCCUUCUCGAGUAUUUCAGCUACAACUGUAACUUCAUGGGGAUUCUGGCCGGUCCAACCUGCUCUUACAACGACUACAUUGCCUUCAUCGAGGGGAAACCGUAUCGCCACCGAGAACAAGAGGCCGACAAGUCCAAGACCAGACUGGGUGAAGGCGAGCCAUCGCCAAACAUGGAGGUGGUUCGUAAAGUGGCCACCUCCUUCUUCUGCCUGCUGGUCUUCCUGUCGGUGUGUAAAGUAUUUCCAGUGGAGCGAAACAUCGAGGACGACUUCAUUGCGAACACACCGUUCUAUGCCCAGGUGGUCUACCUGUACCUCUCCAUGCUAACCACACGACCCAAGUAUUACUUUGUCUGGACACUCGCUGAUGCCAUCAACAAUGCUGCCGGCUUUGGUUUUAACGGCUAUGACAGUAACGGCGCCCCCCGCUGGGACCUGAUCUCCAACCUGAGGAUACUCAACAUUGAGCUUGCCACCAGUUUCAAAGUUUUUCUUGACAACUGGAACAUUCAGACGGUGCAAUGGCUCAAAAGGGUUUGUUACGAGCGAUGUCCCUACCACCCAACAGCAGCCACCUUCAUCCUGUCCGCCAUGUGGCACGGCGCCUACCCAGGAUACUACCUAACCUUCCUGACCGGCAUCGUUGUCACGCUGGCGGCCAGAGCGGUGAGAUGAUGGAUGGAUGGAUGGAU
This is a messenger RNA of Poecilia reticulata (guppy), 1302 nucleotides long. NCBI's taxonomy places the organism in Eukaryota, Metazoa, Chordata, Actinopteri, Cyprinodontiformes, Poeciliidae. The record is from RefSeq and is a predicted model, not a curated record.